AUGAGCUUGCCAUGUCCCUACAGGCAUGUUUCGUACGCGACAUGGCGUCUCCAGAUCUUCCAAAGUCUGUAUCGAUCGACUGAGCCGGGCUUUGCCCGCGAAGCUUGUUUUCCUGUUUCCCGCAGCGCAGCCAGGUCGAAGCGCUGCCAGAGCACUUCCCGCCUUCUCGACGAGGACAAGAACGAUGGGCCCCAGCCUCUAAGAGAUGGAGUUUCUUGGAUAGAUGAUACACCAGGUAAGGGCCAAACGCUAAGCCCACACAACCAGCGGCCUAGGUCAUCCCGAAAAACCUCUUUCAAUCCUUACAGUCCCGACGGUCAGCAGUCAAUAAGGGCUCUGGUGUCCGAGCUCAAACCUGUCGUCGCAGAAGCCCGACGAGAGAAGACCCAUCCGCCAGGUAGCGAUGCAGUCUCUGUCGAGCCAACACGUCUCCCGCGAACACCAAUUCUCAAGCGAACCGGUCCCAAGCACAUGGAAGCGAAGAGGAUGCCUACCGAUGACGAGCUAGACGCUUUGAAGAACAAUGUCUGGGCGCAAAUGUUGGCGGCUCCUCUCAGGGCAUGCCAGGGAAGUUUCGCGAGGUUGCCGGCUCCUUUCUUGGUCGACCUGGAGUUUGUGGAGGACCCGGAGAAGAAGGCGGUGCAUCUGGCACCGGCUCCCCUCGCCGACCUCGACGCAUUAGAACAACGUAUGGCGAAGGAACUAGCCAGAGACAACUGGCUUCAGUCUCGCGACGAUAACUGGGAGUCCAACUGGGAGGCCAGAGAACUGCAACAGGGCGGCGAGGGAGGCGAUUCAACACCACCACAACCACCGACGCAAAAGGUCAAGCAACGGCCAAAGUCUCGCUUGGUCGCAGAGAUGAACCUCGUGCGCUUCUUGACGCUCAAACUCAUGGAACGUUCGAAGCGUGAGCCGGGGAAGAUAGUCUCCAAGUCCAACGCCCUGGCGAGAUUGGUUCCCGCGCCGCUCAAGGAUGCCCUGGAAAAGGCUCAGCACUACGCCAUCAACAAACGGAAGAUCGACGCCGCGACGGGCGCGGACCAGGCAACUGACACAACGAACGAACCGUUACCGAUGGACUAUCUCUCGCGGCUGCAGUGGCAAGUGGACAUGUACGAGCGCAUCCCUCGAAUCAUGCGGAAACGCAUCCUCGUCGCUCUCAAAGCGCUCGCAGAGCAAGCGACGUCUGACACUGCGGCUGGGAAACCGAGCAAAGUGAUGACGCUGUCGAUUCACCAUGCAGCCGGCGUGCCAAGUCAUGUCGACUGUCCGCCAGAGAGCAUCAUUCUGCACAUAGGAGAUGAGGACACCAGGACAUUACUCUCCUCGAUUCCAGCGCCCCCCAAGAAUGAAUCGGGGUUGACUCAACCGCCUCUGCCCUCGAACAAUUGGUUUGUCCCUCCCGUGAUCAGCCUCGACGGCAGACACCGCCUUCCUGUGUUUCCCUUGAAGCAGAUGCUCGCCACCCACGCCGACACGGCCGACGUCGCUGCGCUGGCCGAGUUGACAUCGGCGUACAAAGUUCUUCAGCAUCAUCGUCACCAUCACCCUGGCAAGCCACACUCGAACGACACUUUCCUCCUCGUUCGUCCGGGCGUCGGUCCUCCAAGGGCCGUGAUGGAAGAAGUCUGGCAGUUGUGGAGGUACCUCGGUGGCUCGCAUAUGGGACUGGUAUACGACGAAGACACAGAGCGUUGUUUCGACCAAGGCCAAGUGGUCAAGUAG
Exophiala spinifera is the source of this 1728-nucleotide messenger RNA. RefSeq lists its product as uncharacterized. The coding region runs from base 1 to 1728 and encodes 575 amino acids. NCBI's taxonomy places the organism in Eukaryota, Fungi, Ascomycota, Eurotiomycetes, Chaetothyriales, Herpotrichiellaceae. The transcript has a single exon. The record is from RefSeq and is a predicted model, not a curated record.